Gastrolobium bilobum is the source of this 491-nucleotide messenger RNA. Its product is annotated as major allergen Pru av 1-like. The record is from RefSeq and is a predicted model, not a curated record. Lineage: Eukaryota; Viridiplantae; Streptophyta; Magnoliopsida; Fabales; Fabaceae. Bases 24 to 491 code for a protein of 155 amino acids. Gene Ontology annotation, molecular function: signaling receptor activity; protein phosphatase inhibitor activity; abscisic acid binding. Gene Ontology annotation, biological process: abscisic acid-activated signaling pathway; defense response. Gene Ontology annotation, cellular component: nucleus; cytoplasm. The transcript has 2 exons.
UUGCUUUAGUCUUUUCUAUCAUCAUGGGUAUUUUCACUUAUGAAGACGAGCGCGUUUCUUCCAACGCUCCUGCAAGACUAUACAAAGCCAUAGUCUUGGAUUCUAGCAAUGUCUUCCCAAAAGUUUUACCAGACUUUAUUAAGAGUGUUGAAAUCAUUGAAGGAGAUGGAGGGCCAGGAUCCAUUAAGAAGCUCACUUUUGCUGAAGGAUAUGUGAAGCAAAAGGUAGAUGCGGUUGAUGCAGAAAACUACGUGUACCACUACAGCGUAAUUGAAGGCCAUGCUUGGCCACACACAUUGGAGAACAUCUAUUUUGAGCUCAAAAUGGUGGAAAGCCCUGAUGGUGGAUGCAUCAUUAAAUCCAUUACCAAAUACUACACCAAAGGCGAAGCGCAGCUCCCAGAAGAGUUUCUUAAGGCUAAUAGGGAAAGAAUUGCUAGGUUCACGAAGGCUAUUGAUGAUUAUCUUUUUGCUAAUCCUGAUUACAACUAA